Tarenaya hassleriana is the source of this 1074-nucleotide messenger RNA. RefSeq names its product vegetative cell wall protein gp1. The transcript is spliced from 2 exons. Lineage: Eukaryota; Viridiplantae; Streptophyta; Magnoliopsida; Brassicales; Cleomaceae. The coding region runs from base 53 to 649 and encodes 198 amino acids. The record is from RefSeq and is a predicted model, not a curated record.
GAGAGAGAGAGAGAGAGAGAGAGAGAGAGAGAGAGAGAGAGAGAGUUUUGUUAUGGCAAGAACCAACAACAAAUACACCUCCAUCAACUUCAACCACAUCCUCCACACUGACCACCUCCCUUCUUCCUCCACCGGUUCCUACUCCUCCGUCGCUCGCCCACAUGGCCGCAUGCUCGUCGUCUCCCGUCCUUCCCCUAAGCCCCUGACCUCUCCCACACCCACCACGCCCCCGACAACGGAUCAAGCUCCCUCUGACCAGAUCUCACUCCGUCCUCUUGGUCGCACAGGCCCUGGUCCUUCUCCGUCGCUUCUCACGUCUCCGCUUCGGAACCCGGAGGUGGCUUCUCCGGUUCAUCCUGUCGAAUCGCCCAAGCCGGACCGGUUCGUGCCGCCCCAUCUUAGGCCUGGUUUCGUCGGGAGGGAGGCGAAACCCGGACCCGACGCGCCACGCGUCAAGGAUUUGAGUCAGAGAUCGCCUCCCCAGCACCAUCAUCAUCAGCAGCAGCAACAGCGACAAGACUAUUUCGGGUUGCCGGGCCGGUACGAGCAAAACGGGCGACCUAGGUCGGGUGGGUACGAGAGGAUCGAUGCGGAUCCCGACCAUCUGGGUCGACCCAGAUCGAGCGGAAGCCGACCUGGUUCCACAUGAUGAUGAUUCUGACCAUCCGGCUAUCUUUAGAUACAUGCCCCGGUCAGAGAAGGAACCCAUCUGAGGAUUCCGUUACACGUAACCGCUACAGCAUUUUCCCGGGAACGAAAGAUUAGACUGUGUUGUUCCGCCGUCCUGAGGAGUUUUUUGAGAAGAACCUCGAAUUUCAGUACAUCUCAAGUGGAUAUCUGUGUUUGAUACGAUGAAACAAAGAAGAGGAACCAUUUCGAGAGUUUCCCCAUUGCAUUAAGGUUCUGUAUCAGGCAACGUUGUUGUAAUGAAGCUACAGAAGCAAAGCUUUCUCUCUGUCUCUGUUUUGAGAAUCUCAUAAUCCCACUCUCUUAUCACACACUUGUAUUAGUUCUUUGUUUUUGUUUUUUUUUCUAAUUUAAAUCAGUACUUGAUAAACAGUAUUUCUUUUCUUU